CACGCUCUCCUCUUCGUUCAUCUUUCAGCAUUCAAACUCUCCACCAACCAAACCCACCUGCCCUGAUCACAGUCAGAGUCGCAACAGGCACAGUCGCAACCAGUCGCACAGUCGCAACCAGUCACAUCAUCACGUUGUCACCUCCUCUCCUCCUCCUCCUAACUUCCUCACUUCCCUGACUUCCUUUUGCUUCCUUGUUUGGGUUACCAAAAGGCGAGGACACUGCCAAGCACGCAAGCAAGCCCUUUUGGCGUCCCCUGUACCCCUCCUUUCUCCCUUGCCCUCCAGCCAGAAAUGUUCAGGCUGCGCCGGAAGAAGAAGAGCAGCGGCACCAUCCUGUGCUGCGUGCAUCUUCCCAAUGAUAGCUCCAUCAACCUCGCCAUCGACGAGAAGGCACGUGGAUUGGAUCUCUGGCGAGACGUGAUGGCUUCGCUCUCUCUGCCAGAGCAAGACUUUUUUGGACUCAAGUACGCCGCCCCCGACAAGGCAUGGAAGCGAAAAAGCUCGCGGCUGACCUUUCGUCGCGCUUCAAAGAAGCAGAACAACGGUCUGCGCGAUGUGCACACAUCCCUGACCUGGGUACAACUCAAUGACAAGCUUUCAGAACAGCUUGGACAGCCCGAUCCGUACCUGAACGAGGAUCUACCCCCAAGCGUCGUUCGUCCAGACGACCUCCAUGGCACUUGGCAUGUUUACAUGGCAGUCAAGUUUUACGUCGGCCCAACAAUCACCUCAUGGUGGUCACACGCUUCAAAAGAGCUACUGUUUCAUCAGCUCCGCCAUGAUGUCGCCUGCGGCCUCCUGGAGGUCCCCUUGGAUGUUGGCGUCAAGUUGGGCGGGUACGCCAUGCACGUGAUUGAGGGUGACUUUGAUCCGGGCAAACACAGCGGCCUGGACUAUCUCUACGCCUACCAUUUCCUCCCAAAGACCGACGAUGACACGCUCAAGGCCAUUCAGCAAGAGCAUCGCCAGUGCCGCGGCAUGAUCACUUCAGCCGACGCCCUCACGCAGUUCAUUGACACAUGUCAGCACCUCGAAGAAUACGGCGUCCUCAUGUUUCACGCUUUUCACAACAACACGCCGAUUGUGGCUGGCGUGUCUCCAAAAGGCCUUUAUGUCUACAAGGACAAGCGACGGCUGUACUCCCACCCAUGGCACGCGUUGCGAAAGCUUGACUACUCUGGAAAAAAGCUGCACGUUGUGCUGUUGCAACGCGAGGUGCAAUCAGCCACACACCCACACAUUACCCUUGUCUUCUCCACCCAAGAGGCCUGCAAAGCGUUUUGGAAGGCCGCCAUUCAUCACCACACCUUCUUCCACCGCAAGACGCCAAGCCUCAAGUCUCUUGCGGUUGGCUCUGAGUCCGCUGUGACACUGCACCAAGCCGUGCACUCCGCUCGAAGCAACAACAAGCUCCUUCUCAAGGCGGGACUCAGCAAAGAGACAAUGCACCUGCCAUCUGUGGGGCAUUCGCAGCGCCCAUCCCACGAUGCAUCCAAAGCUUCCCUCGCCUCCCUCAUUGCAGGCGUGCAAGCCACGCCACGCCCAAGCAACGCAGACAAGCACAACACGUGGGUGCGGCGCGCCGUUAUGAUCGGCAGCAGUCCAGAUGUCAUUGGAGGCCUGUCGGCCGAGCGCGGAGAAAUUGUGGAGAUCGUGGACUCGUCAGAUCACGACUGGUGGCUCGUCAAAGCUGCACAGGAUGUUGGAAGGGUGCCUGCGCGCAUGGUGCGUGAGUUUCGGUGCGAGCCGCACCACGUCGUUGAAGCGUUGUCGGACUUUGCCUCCGAGGAGCUUGCGUUCAACAAGGGCGAUGUGCUGUUCAUUCUCAAGGAGCAACCGGACAAGCUCGUGGUGACAACGGGGACAGCACACGGCGAGGUGCCGGCCAAGGUCAUCAACUUUGACUUUGCAAAGAGCAGAUACUACGACGAAGAAGAAGAAGAAGAAGAAGAGGUGGUGGAAGGGGAUAUGGAUGGCAGUGGCAUCAGUUGGAAGAGAACAAGCCGCCGCAGUCCAUCCAUUCUUUGAGAAGGGAACAGCAUGCGGAACUAGAACAAAAUGACCACAUUCCCGUGGUGGAUCAGACCACCAGAUGAGACGAGUGGGCUGUCUUUGUUUCCGCAUGCCAUUGUUGCGUCAUAACGUUUGAUCGUGAAUCUGUUGCUGUCGUCGUCAUUCACCGUUUGCGACUUCUUUGAGUUUCUCGUUGCUGAAGUUUAGCAUUGGAAGCAACGUGGGCUGUGCUUCCUCUCUUUCCUCCGUCGUUGUUGCUGCUGUUCAUUUAUUUGCUCUUUGCUCAUUUUGCCCGCACGCUCAUACGCCCUCCAUAUUGUCGAAACUAGCUGUCAAACAAGUCAAAAACAGUCCCAACACCUCUG
Molecule: messenger RNA, 2381 nt
Organism: Salpingoeca rosetta
Lineage: Eukaryota; Choanoflagellata; Craspedida; Salpingoecidae
Exons: 15
Coding region: 295-2031 (578 amino acids)
Cellular component (GO): cytoskeleton
Molecular function (GO): protein binding
Source: RefSeq, a predicted model, not a curated record